Messenger RNA from Verruconis gallopava, 2754 nucleotides. RefSeq names its product aconitate hydratase, mitochondrial. Bases 1 to 2409 code for a protein of 802 amino acids. The record is from RefSeq and is a predicted model, not a curated record. The transcript has 3 exons. Gene Ontology annotation, biological process: tricarboxylic acid cycle. Gene Ontology annotation, cellular component: mitochondrion; cytosol. NCBI's taxonomy places the organism in Eukaryota, Fungi, Ascomycota, Dothideomycetes, Venturiales, Sympoventuriaceae. Gene Ontology annotation, molecular function: 4 iron, 4 sulfur cluster binding; aconitate hydratase activity.
AUGCUUCGAAAUACCCUCUCAUCAGCGAGAUGGACUGUAGAAUGUCGAAACAUCAAAUUAGGGUCGCAGUGGCGAAAUUUCGCCACAGAGAGAACAGCGACACCUAUCAGUCCUUUGAAUCCUAAUGUGUUUCUAGACUAUGAAUCACAACUCAAACGCCUAAAUGAGGUGCGCAAGAGUUCUACCAAGCGACCUUUGACUCUAACGGAGAAAAUACUAUACUCACAUCUGUAUCCACGUCCGGAAAAGAUAUGGGCCCUGGAUGAUAUACAACGAGGAGCCACUACGUUGGAGCUUCGGCCCAAUAGGGUUGCGUGCCAUGAUGCCACAGCAACAAUGGCCCUUUUGCAAUUCAUCAGUGCGGGCCUCACCCGGGUGGCAAUUCCAACGUCUGUACACAGCGAUCAUCUCAUAGUAGCCAGAAAUGGCGCAGAAGAAGAUUUACGUCAGGCAAACAUCGAGUAUGAGGAGAUUUACGCCUUUCUUAGCACGGCGGCGAAGAAAUAUGGAAUUGGUUUCUGGAAACCUGGGGCCGGUAUCAUACACACAACUAUUUUUGAGAAUUACGCUUUUCCAGGAGGAUUGAUAAUUGGAACAGACUCUCACACUCCAAAUGCUGGAGGUCUUGCUAUGAUGGGAAUUGGUGUCGGAGGCUCAGAUGCUGUUGACGCAAUGUCAGGAAUGCCGUGGGAACUAAUUUGUCCCAAAGUCGUUGGCGUACGGCUUACUGGUCGACUUUCCGGCUGGGCGAGCUCGAAGGACAUUAUCUGCAAUCUCGCUGGAAUUGUGACUGUCAGAGGUGGGAAAGGGAAAGUCUUCGAGUUCUUUGGGCCCGGUACGAAUACACUGGGGGCAACAGCCAUGGCAACAGUCUGCAACAUGAGCGCGGAAAUCGGUUCCACAUCAUGUAUAUUCCCAUACACGGAAAGUAUGUCAGCAUACCUCUCUGCAACAAAAAGACGUGGAAUCGCAAAACUUGCCGACGAAUAUGGCAAGCUACUUUUAAACGCUGAUGAAGGCUCAGAGAGCCACUACGACGAUGUCAUUGAAAUCGACUUGGACCGACUGGAACCGCACAUCAAUGGCCCAUUCACACCAGAUCUUUCGCAUCCUCUCUCUGAACUAAAAUCAGCCUUUCGCGAGAACGAUUGGCCAGUUGAAAUCAGUCAUGCAAUGAUUGGUAGCUGCACAAACAGCUCUUACGAAGACCUUGACAAAACAAGACAACUAGUCAGACAAGCAAGAAAUGCCGGAAUCUUGAAGACAAAAGCUCCUUUGUUGGUCACACCGGGUAGUGAGAGUAUUCGAGCCACCGCAGAAGCUGAUGGGAUCUUACAAGAGCUGCGUGAUGCUGGUGCGGUGAUUCUGUCGAAUUCAUGUGGCCCCUGUGUUGGUCAAUGGGAUCGCACGGACGUCAAUGUGAAAGGCAAGGAACGCAACACAGUAAUAUCCAGCUUUAACCGUAAUUUCAUUGGGAGGCACGACUCAAACCCGGAGACAUGUUCGUUCGUCACAUCACCCGAGAUGGUCGCUACAUUUGCAUACGCCGGUCGUAUGGACUUCAACCCUUUGGUCGAUUGUAUUCCUGGUGAGAAUGGCUCGAAGGUCCUUCGCUUUUCUCCACCUAUCGGAAGAGAGCUUCCUCUUCGUUUCGAGAGCGGUAACGAGGCAUACCAGCCACCAGCCGAAAAUUCUGCCGGAAUCGAUGUCAACGUCAAGGCUAACUCAGAUCGUAUUCAGCUGCUUACACCAUUUCCACCGUGGCAGCCGGGAUCAGCGACUAGAUUGCCAAUUCUCGUCAAGGUGAAGGGCAAAUGCACGACUGAUCACAUCUCGCCAGCAGGUCCGUGGUACAAAUACCGAGGCCAUCUAGAAAACAUAUCCAACAACAUGCUUCUUGCGGCAACCAAUGCUUUCCUUCCAGCGAAAGAUAAGCUGGGCCAUGCCGUCCAUCCGCUCGACUUCUCCAUUGUAGACACUAUACCGGAAGUUGCGAAGGAUUUGAAGAGGAGAAACGUCAAGUGGUGUAUCAUUGGCGAUUGGAAUUACGGCGAGGGCUCAUCUCGCGAACACGCGGCAUUGGAACCUCGUUUUCUCAACGGCUUGGUCGUGAUUGCUCGCUCUUUUGCGCGCAUCCACGAGACCAAUCUGAAGAAGCAGGGUAUUUUGCCACUUAUCUUUGCGGACCCAGCCGACUAUGAGAAAAUCGUGCUGGGUGACAGGAUCACAUUGGUGGGCGUUGAGGAAGGCCAGCUUCAACCGGAAAAGCCGGUGACCAUGCGCAUCGACUGUUUAGAUGGAGAGCAAUGGGAGGCGAAGCUCAAUCACAGCUAUCACGCAGGGCAGAUUCCAUGGCUUAGAGCCGGCAGCGCUUUGAAUCAUGCUUUCAUGAGAGCUUCACAGUUAUGAACGCCCCAAUACAGGCAUCUUGAAUGAUCAGUCUCAACGUUUGUUUGAACGUAACGAACAUUGGAACAACAAGUACAGAGCGCCAGCUGAAAGCUCAUAGGUUGAAACCAUCAUGCUCCACCUUCCUUCAACUUGAGGUAUUUAAAUCCAACUGUUUUGCAAUCUACACCUUUAGCCCUCAACGUUCAGAUGAAAUGGUCGACAAAGGGCUUCGAUCAAGCUGAAGGACGGGCUUGUUAACCACAGCAAACUUGUGCCACAAAUACUGUCUACUGUUGCUGAAUGUGUAGAAUACAUGCAUCAUAUCAGCGCAUAUAGCCUAUGAGAAAUUUGAGAUGAAGAUGC